Molecule: messenger RNA, 7672 nt
Organism: Zeugodacus cucurbitae (melon fly)
Lineage: Eukaryota; Metazoa; Arthropoda; Insecta; Diptera; Tephritidae
Gene: BRWD3
Product: bromodomain and WD repeat-containing protein 3
Exons: 16
Coding region: 179-7390 (2403 amino acids)
Biological process (GO): regulation of transcription by RNA polymerase II; cytoskeleton organization; regulation of cell shape
Cellular component (GO): nucleus
Molecular function (GO): protein binding
Source: RefSeq, a predicted model, not a curated record
CACCGUGAAAAUAGACAGACGACAAGAAUAUGAGGCGACGAAGAUUGCAGCAGUAGCAGAAGAAGAAAUUUUUCAUUCGCUUAAUCGUAUUGACUGAGGAAAUAUUUUCAAUUUAUGCAAAAAAAGAGUAAAAAUAAAAUUAAAUCAAUGUGGCAUUUAGUUAAAUAAAUGUUGCAAAAUGGAAAGUAAUAAACAAUUGAUAGCGGAGAGAAUUGUAACUCCAGAGCUAUAUUUUCUCAUAUCCAAGUUCUUGGCUUCGGGUCCCCUGAAGGAAACUGCAGAGGUGCUCGUGCGUGAAUUGGAACAGAAGAAAGUUUUACCAAGACGGACGGAUUGGCUAGGUCAUGAACACGAGCAAAGCUUCGCAGAAUUGGAGCAAAAAUAUGCGCAUAUUGGAUCAAAUCAUCUUUUAGAAAUAUGUUGUCGCAUAGGACCAAUACUAGACAAAGAUCUACCUCCUGCAGUAUUGGGUAUAAUAUCCUUACUUGGUACUGGUCGUCAAAGUUUACUACGGACCGAAGAGAGCAUUUAUCGAUCACGGUCAUUGCUAGAUUAUUGCACACGUUUACAUGGUGUAUCACUGCCAGAUUCGUCAGUAACAAAACCUAUUCACAAUUUGCAAAAAGUACUAAUUGGACGCGAAUAUGGAGGACCAGUGCGUCGGAAAUUGUUGGUACCCAUCAGUUUAUACAACAAAACCAAAUUACUUAAACGCACUGUAGGUCAUUUGUCGUCCGUGUAUUGUGUGCUCUUUGAUCGCACUGGACGUUAUAUUAUAACGGGUGCUGAUGAUUUACUUAUUAAGAUAUGGUCAGCAAUGGAUGGACGUUUGUUAGCUACGCUGCGUGGCGCUUCUGCGGAGAUUACGGACAUUGCUAUUAAUCUUGAUAAUACAAUGUUAGCAGCUGGUUCAUUGGAUCGUAUAUUACGUGUUUGGGACAUGCAAACUACUUCGCCAAUAGCAGUGCUCUCGGGCCAUACCGGCAUGAUCACGUCUGUAAAUUUCUGUCCCUCACCACGGGGUGACUUAAAAUACUUAGUGACCACUAGUACAGAUGGUUCAAUUGCAUUUUGGCAAUAUUCGACACCGCGCGGACAGAAAAUUACAUUUGCGCCCAAGCCAAUUCAAUAUCAUGAAAAGUUGCGACCCGGACAGGCACAAAUGAUGUGUACUACUUUUUCACCCGGUGGUAUAUUCCUUGCAGCCGGUUCAGCAGAUCAUCAUGUAAGAGUAUAUAUUAUGUCGGAAGAUGGACCCAAACGUAUACUCGAAUCGGAGGCUUAUACUGAUGCCGUAGAUUCGGUACAAUGGUCGCAUCGUGGUUUACGUUUUAUAUCCGGCAGUAAAGAUGGUACAGCACAUAUUUGGAAUUUUGAAUCACAGCAAUGGAAGAGCACAAAACUUUCCAUGACUGACCGACUGCCAAGCUGCCCCCCACCGGAGGAAGGAAAGAAAUUGAAAGUUACCAUGGUCGCCUGGGAUUGCUCAGAUAAAUAUGUUAUUACUGCCGUGAAUGACUUUACGAUAAAAAUUUGGCAUUCCAAAACUGGUAAACUGCAUCGUGUAUUACGUGGCCACAAGGAUGAACUAUAUGUAUUGGAAUCAAAUCCGAAAGAUGAACAUGUGCUGCUUUCUGCCGGUCAUGACGGACAAGUAUUCCUAUGGGAUAUUGAAAGUGGUAUUGCGAUAGCAGACUUUAUGAAUGAUAUAGAUGGGCAGGGUCAUGGUGGCGUAUUCGAUGCCAAAUGGUCACCAGAUGGCACAAUGUUUGCGGCUACAGACUCGCAUGGUCAUUUACUCAUAUAUGGUCUUGGAAUUGGACCGGAUAAAUAUAAAAUACUUCCAAAUGAACUAUUUUUUCACACGGACUAUCGUCCUUUAAUGCGUGACGCUUCGCAAUAUGUUGUAGACGAACAGACACAAGUAAUGCCACAUCUAAUGCCGCCUCCUUUCCUCGUCAAUUCGGAAGGUAAUCCCUAUCCGGUACAGUAUCAACGUUUUGUACCCGGUCGUGAAAAUUGCACACGCGAGCAAUUGAGACAAAUAUUAACAGUUGGUGAUGAUGGUACCGUUAUUGUUCCCAAUAUCAAUGGUGCUGCUGGUAACUUUUCACACAUUGACCGUCUCAUCGCCGUAUUGGCUAAUCGUCAAGGUACUGCUCCGGUACCACCUGCAAUGGCAGUUGGAAACAAUCUACCAGCGAAUCACUCACAACUCGAUCGUCUUAUAGAGGCGCUUGCAAACCGUCAAGGUCAAGAUCAGGCACCCGAUUCUAACAAUCGCCCAUCGAGUAAUCGCUCUGCAGCUGGCGUUGUUGGAAAUGCACGUUACAGUUUCGAUGAUAUGCCUGGACGUCAAAUUGAUCCGAAUAGUACUCCUCGUCAGAGCUCCGGUAGUAUUACUACACCAGAUGAACAUCAGUUGGUACCGACUGUUGAUCAGCCCGCACAGCCAUCACAGACUAAAUACUUUCGCCGAAUCUAUGUACGUCCUAUGAAAUACCAACAACUGCAAAAUCUAAAGCAAACUGUGUAUGCGGCUGGACAGUUUGAGUUGCAGGAGUAUAAGCGUGAGAUGCGUAGACGUCCAAUAAUGAUUAACACCGGUAACGUGGCAAGCGCACAGUCCAGCGCGAACAGACAACGUAAUACGCGUGGAAAUAAUGACGUAGGCGGUGCAGUACGUUCACGUCGUCGCCAGGGACAAAGCAGUCAAUCACAACCGGCUUAUCGUACACGCGCUGUACGGGAUCAAGAAGAGCUAGAUGCGCCACAGCAGCCAGAAGAAGAGGAGGAGGAUGAGGAGAGCAAUUCCUCUUCGGGCGAUACUAGCUACUCGAAUGUAGAAGAAAAUCUAGAAGAGUCAUCGGAUGAUUCGGACACCGAAAGUUCUGAUUACUCAGAUUGGGUCGCCGAUACACCUGGUCCGAAUUUGGAGCCACCGAAACGUUCAAAACGCAAACCGCUGUCAAGAAGACGUACCUUUAGCGAUGAUAGUAGUGACGAAACUACAGAACAAGCUACCACAUCUGGAGGUGCAGCGGCAAAAACUUCUAGGCGGAACAAACGUGUUGUUAUACCCCCGCCAGCACCGAAUGGUGAAAUACCCGAAUUGUAUAGACCGGCCGAGUGGUUGUCCGAGGUGAUACCGCGUAAGGCACCUUACUAUCCACAAAUGGGUGAUGAGGUGGUCUAUUUUCGUCAAGGGCAUCAACGUUAUCUGGAAGCAGUGCGUGUCAAAAAAGUAUACAAAUUAACACACAGCUCAGAACCAUGGAAUUUUCGGACACUGCGCGACCGCGAGUUUGUACGUGUAAUCGGCAUUAAGUAUGAAAUACGCCCACCGCGUUUGUGCUGCCUCAAAUUGGCAAUGAUUGAUGAUGAGGGCAAUAUGACGGGUACAUCUUUCAAGAUCAAAUACCAUGAUAUGCCUGAUGUGCUCGACUUCUUGGUCUUGCGUCAAACUUUCGAUUUAGCAGUGCAGCGUAAUUGGAGUGUUGGUGAUCGUUUUCGCUGUAUGAUUGGUGAUGGCUGGUGGAUGGGACAAAUUGAAUCACGUUAUGCUCUUUCAACGGAUUUUCCCGACUCGUAUUUCAUGUGUUUCCGUGUGCGUUGGGAUAAUGGCGAAUACGAGUACAUGAGUCCUUGGGAUAUGGAACCCAUAGAUGAGAACCGUCUACCCGAUGAGGUCGGUGGUGCGGUACCCGUGUUGCAAGAAGAGAUACGUGCCACCUUGUAUCAACCGAAAUCGGAAGAAUGGCAUAGAGGUGAUCGAGACGGUUCUUGCAGGCGUAUCAUAAAUGGCUUAGAACAGGUUAUGCGCCUCUCGAUAGCUGAACACUUUUUGGCGCCUGUUGAUUUAAAUGUAUAUCCUGACUAUGCCUAUCUGAUUGAAUAUCCAAUUGACUUGACGACGAUAAAGUCACGAUUCGAAAAUCACUUCUAUCGGCGCAUUACUUCAGCUCAAUUUGAUGUACGCUACUUGGCUACCAAUGCUGAGAAAUACAAUCGUUCCCACACUAAUAUUGUGAAACAUGCACGCAUUAUAACUGAUCUUUGUCUGCGUGUAAUAAGAGAAUCCAACGAUAUAGAUGUUGCAGCUGUUUAUCAUCAAUUAGUUGAUGUCUAUCAUUCGUCAGAAACUGAGAAUGAUAAUGAGUCGGAUGUGGUACCUUCGACCAGCACUGGCCCAUCGACAUCGGCUGCAGGACGUCCAAAGAUAUCAGCGACACGCAGAUCAAGUCGCAUACGUUCAGAUGGUGAUUGGCGUACUGAAUGUCGACAAUUAUUAGAUUUAAUGUGGCAGCGCAACGAUUCACUGCCCUUCCGUGAACCCGUGGAUACACUUGAAUUCCCCGAUUAUCUGGAAAUCAUUUCCUCACCAAUGGAUUUGCGCACUGUUAAAGAGGAUUUACUCGGUGGCAAUUACGAAGAUCCUUUAGACUUUGCAAAGGAUGUGCGUUUGAUAUUUCAGAAUUCGCGUAAUUAUAACACCAAUAAACGUUCACAAAUUUAUGCUAUGACGCUGCGUCUGAGUGCGUUAUUCGAAUCGCAAAUAAAGACGGUGAUAAACAAUUGGAAGGCGGCGCGUCGGCGUGCGAAUAAGACUUCGGGCAGCGGUGGCCGCGGUUCUAGUAGCAGCCCUGUCAAGCGACAACCUCCGCAGGCAGCGAAGCGUGCACGCACACAUCGUACGACGCGGCAAUUCCGCAGCUCGGACGAUGAUGAUGAUGAUGAUGAUGAUGACGAUGAAGAACCAGGUAGGGCACACCUGAAUGCCCGUGCGGCGCAACGUCGUGCCGGAGGUGCAACUACGAACGGCAGAAACGGACUACAUCGUGGGACUGUAUCGGCGGUAGCGAGCACGUCAGCCGGUUCGAAUCGCGUCAGCUCAUCCUCCUCGCUGCAGCGGCGCGCAGGUGAACCGACACAGGCAACGCGCAGCUCACGUCGCAAGGCCGCCAGUCAGGAGUUGGAUGAUGAUGAUGACGAAGAUGAAGAAGAGGACGCUGAAAUACAUGUGACAGACGAACAUAGCACUGCCUCGAGUUCCACCUCAGAAGAAGAUAGUGAUAGCGAUGAUAGUUCAGAGGUAGGUUUAAAUGAUAGCAACGAAGGGUCGGAUAAUGAAACGGGGCGCGGCAAACGUGGCGCAGCUAGGCGUCGUAAGCGUCGCAGCGAUGAUGAUGAUUCUGAAGACAGUUAUAAGCCAGACAACGAUAGACGUGGUAGUAGACGAAGUAAUGGUCGCAAGCGUGGACGAAAAAAUAAAGCGGCGAAGAAGACGAGUCGAAAACAACAGGAUAAACGACAACAAGCUACGCGAAAACGCCGCCGACGCAUUGAAGAGGAUGGAGAUGAGGACUAUAUGGAUCACAGUGAAAAGCGAAGUGCUACAGCCAUGACGAAUGGUAGUACCCGUCAUACCGCUGUUACGAAUGGCAAUGUACGCAGAGGAAAUCGACGACGGUUGCAGUCGUCCGAGGAUGAUCACACCGAUAUGAUGGCACAUCACACAAGUUCACAGCCAGAUGAGAGCACCCAAGACACGAUUACCGGACAUCCGGCGACGGGAAUGAGCACGCCAAAGAAGCGUGCCGCCACGUCUGUCCGAUCGCAGCGCAGCAACCAAGCCAGUAAUGCUGUAGGUGAAAAUGAUGCCACGACCAGUGCCGGUGCAUUACUGCAACAGAGUCCCUCACGAAAUACGCGCAUGCAAACGAACUCGUCGCAGUCGAGCGGUCUGGGUACGCUUACCAAUAGGCGGAGCGCCACAGAAAUCGAUCACAGUUAUCAUUUGCCGGUGCGCAACGGACGCAUUGCUGAUUCCGAUACAGACUCGCGCGAAGUGGCGGCGAAUGCGCGGCCAACCCGGUCGAGCUUUAAACGGGCAAUCUUAGAGUGGGCGCGUACCAGCGAUGUAGAGGACGCAGAACAAGAAGCAGUGGACGAAGAGGACAGCGAGGAUGCAGAGGAGAUUCUGCCUACACCGACGCCAACAAAGAUAACACCUUCGAAGACCAACAAUGCCAGUAAUAGUAAUCCAUUGAAUGCUCCAUCGACCAGUCGUGCAGCACAUGGCGGCACAGUUGUACCCGUAGCUGUGGGUCAAGUGCGUCAGUUACGCACCAAUCGCAAUACAGUCGUUGAACCGCUGGACGAUAACGAAGACUCAGACGAUGGUGAUGGAAGCGAGAAUGAGCCACUCGUUUCAAGUCAAGGCGGUGCCAUUAAUGGGCGCAUACCUCCUGUCAGCUACCCGCCAACACGCAGCGCAACUAACACUGCCACACCGCGCUUGCAGGCGCAUGCCGCCGCCAUGAGCAACGCGCACAUGACCCGCUCACAUGCCACAUCCACAACGUCUUCUUCGAACGUAACUACCUCCACAUUAUCAGCGCACGAUCACAAUUAUUUGGGCGCAGAAGCGUUAGGUCCGUCCACAUCGGCAGCAGCCGGACGCAGCAAUACACGUCGUGUACUGUCGCGUCAUCAGCGUAAUGCCGACGAAUUGGAUAGUAGCGCUGAUCCACUAGAGAAUAUAAGCCUGCUAAUGCAAAAUCAACGUCUACGCCGCACACUACCCACAUCGACGUCGACGUCGCAAAGUGCAACCAAUGGCGGAACGAUAACAGCAACAGCGCCGACACGCGUGCCACAGCGUACAGUGCGACGUGGACGUUCACGUUACAGUCAAGAAAAUUCGCAAACUGCCGAAGACGAUGAUGACGACGACGACGAGCAUGUUGUCGAUGGUAGUGGUGAGGAGAAUGCCAGCGGUGCAUCCGACGAAGGUACCGACGGCGGCUCGAGUACACAUGAUGACGACGACGACGUUGACGCCACCGAUGAUUCGGAAGACAAUCAACCGUUAACCUCGUAUGUACCAUCUGGACGACGCACUCGCAAUCAUGCCAAACCGGCACGUCGAACCAAUCGCCGGCGUGGUUCGGACGAUUCAUUCGUAUGCGAUGAUGAUGAUGAAGACUACGAAGUGGAACACCAGCGACGACAACAACAACAACAAAGAUCACGUUCGCGUCGACACAGCGAACGCGAUCGUAAUGGUGCACAGCGAGACGGUCGCAAUCAGCGCGGCUCGCGCAAUCAAAAACGACCGCGUUAUAAUGAACAGAGCGAUGAUGAAGCCGGCUCACACGAUUAUAGUAGCAGCCGGAAACGUCGUCGUGAGGGAGAUGAUGGUGGUGGUGUCGUUGGUGAAGUUGUCGGCAGCUCAUCACAACGCGCAAUGAGUCAGCGACCGUCACGCAAUGUCGAAUAUAUGGAUAGUUCAGAGGAUGACGAUGACGACGAACAAUUGGUGAGCGUAAGUAGUCGUGGACGCGUACGUAAGAUUUCGGCCAAAGCGCGUGGUAUUUUCAAAGAUUAAACUCGUGUAUUACCGACUGAAUGAUGGCAGUACCGACACUUCAAAUCAAUUCAUAUUUAAAAAGCCAUUUACACAUAUACAAACACUCUCAUUCACUCACACUAAAGCGUAUAGUUAAAUUAAUUUGAAAAUGAAAGGAACAACAUGAGACAUGUGACAAGGCGUUUUGAAGAUCUUCCUUCUGAAUUUGUAAUUAUUAUCAUUAUUAUUAUUAAUAUUAUUAUAUUUUUAUGUAAUACUUAGCUCGUUUUAGCUGCGCGCUUUUUCCCUUUAUAAUAUAUU